This is a messenger RNA of Psammomys obesus (fat sand rat), 3826 nucleotides long. RefSeq names its product eukaryotic translation initiation factor 4E-binding protein 3. Gene Ontology annotation, molecular function: eukaryotic initiation factor 4E binding. Lineage: Eukaryota; Metazoa; Chordata; Mammalia; Rodentia; Muridae. Bases 3219 to 3524 code for a protein of 101 amino acids. The record is from RefSeq and is a predicted model, not a curated record. Gene Ontology annotation, cellular component: cytoplasm. Gene Ontology annotation, biological process: negative regulation of translational initiation; innate immune response. The transcript is spliced from 8 exons.
CCAUCCAUUGACCCAUCAGGCAGUUCCCCAUCUGCUGCGGCUCCUUUGACAAGUUUCUCUGGCAUACCAGGGACAAGGGUUUUCCUGCAAGGGCCAGCACCUGUCGGGACUCCUAGUUUCAACAGACAACAUUUUUCUCCCCAUCCUUGGACAAGUGCCUCAAACACAUGUGACUCUCCUAUUCCAUCUGUUUCUUCGGGAUCAUCUUCACCUCUUUCAGCCACUUCUGCACCUCCAACAUUGGGCCAACAAACAAAAGGAAACAGUGCCAGUCAGGAUCGAAAGAUACCUCCUCCUAUUGGAACAGAGAGGCUGGCCAGGAUUCGGCAAGGAGGAUCUGUUGCACAAGCCCCUGUAGGGACCAGUUUUGUUGCUCCUGUUGGACACAGUGGAAUCUGGUCAUUUGGUGUUAAUGCUAUGUCAGAGGGCUUGUCAGGUUGGUCACAGUCUGUUAUAGGGAGCCAUCCAGUGCAUCAACAGUUGUCAGACCCAAGCACAUUUUCCCAGCAUCAGCCAGUGGAGAGAGAUGAUUCUGGAAUGGUAGCUCCCUCUAACAUUUUUCACCAGCCAAUGGGCCUGCCGAUCUCCAUGUAUGGAGGCACCAUUAUCCCCUCUCACCCUCAGCUUGCUGAUGUGUCAGGUGGCCCACUGUUCAAUGGACUUCAUAACCCAGAUCCUGCCUGGAACCCUAUGAUAAAAGUUAUCCAGAAUUCAACUGAAUGCACUGAUGCCCAGCAGGCCAGUGUGCUUUCUUCAGUCCCUGCUCUCAAGGGGGAAGUUCCAUCACCUCAGCUAAUGAGACCAAAGAAGAGAAUUGGACAGCCAGGGGUGGCCUCUUCUAACCAGAGGGGGAUGGAGAGAGUACUCAGCAGUUAAGAGCACUGACUGUUCUUCCAGAGGACGCUGGUUCACCACAUGGCAGCUCACAACUGUCUGUAACGCCAAGAGCUGACACCCUCACACCGAAACACAUGCAGACUAAACACCGAUGCACAUAAAAUUUAAAAAAGAAAUAAAUUAUUUAAAAAAAUAAAAAAAGAAAAUCUAGAAUUUGUUUGGGUUUUGUUCUCAUUUUGGCACUGCUGGGGAUCAAACCAAAACCUUGAGCAUACCACACAAGCACUCUACCAGCUGAGCUACUUCUUCAGCCCCUUUAGUUUUUCUGUUGUUUGCCUCACUAUGUGGACCAGGCUGGUCUCAAACUUGGGAUCUGCCUGCUUCUGCCUUCCCAGUGCUGGGAGCAAAGAAGCAUGGCGCCACAUGCAUCCCACCCCUGGAGUUCUAUUUCUCAGUCUAUUUUGGUGAAUAACUUUAUUAUUAAAUAUUGGUGUGCUAUACAUUUUCUUGUACUGCACCUUCUCAGAUGAUGCCAUCCCAUACUCUUGUAUUUCGUUUUAUUUCUAUCUAGACACAGUUCCCCCCCUUGAACUUCCAGUUAUUUCAGCUCCUUACUCUAUUUUGUUACUCUGCACACAGUAUUCAUUCCUUAAUAUAAGACAUGCCCCUUUUUGUUUUCCUUUUUACAGUUCCAGCUACCAAGACUCUCAAGCCAGGAGAUUCGAAGUUAGCUUAUCUCCAUCUUCCUUAGCCUGCCCUUGACCAGAUUACUUUAUCCUCCACCUUUAAAUUUUCAUUACAUUUAUGGGGGGAGGGGUACAUGCAUAUCACCAUGCCUAUAUAGAGAUUAGAGGACUGCUUGCAAGAAUUGGAUCUCUCCUUCCACUUAUAAAAGUUCCAGGGAUCGAACUUAUAUCAUCAGGCUUGACAGCAAGUGUCUUAGUCUGCUGAGCUAUCUCACUAGCCGAUACUUUGUCCUUCUGUGUAUCUGAAUUUCAUCCAUUUAUCUGUCUACAUUGCCACUGCCCAAUGAACUCAUCUUCAGUAUCACCAUCCUCCAUGCCCCCACUCUUAGCUACUUUCUCACGUUGCUUAAAAGUGAAAUUGUCACUGGGUAGUGGUGGUGCAUACUUUGAUCCCAGCACUCAGGAGGCAGAGGCAGGCAAACUCUCUGUGAGUUUGAGGUCAUCCUGGUCUACAGGACAGCCAGGGCUAAAACAGAAAAACCCUAUCUCAAAGAAACAAACAAAAGUGAAAUUGUCAGACAAUUACCCAGUCUGCUUAGACAUGCACCACUUUUUAAGAGACUCCAAUACCUUUUAAAGAAUAAUAAAAAUAUAUGUACAUUUGUUACCUGAAAUGUGAUUCUGAAAACCUGCAGUUUCUGCAUUAACAGGAAUUGCCUGUCAUAUCACUGUGCUUAAGUUUUUUUUAAAAUUCAAUCUCAGCCAGGCUUGGUGGUGCAUGCCUUUAAGACCAGCACCCUUAGCAUGGUGGCACAUGCCUGUAGUCCCAGUUCUGGGGGAGGCAGAAGCAGUAGGAUCUCUGUGAGUUCAAGGUCAGCCUGGUCUACAAAUCGAGUCCAGGACACCCAAGGCUACACAGAGAAACCCUGUCUUGAAACAACAACAAAAAAGACCAGCAUCCUUAGAGGCAUAUAGAUCUCUGAGUUCAAAGCCAGUCUGGUCUACAUACCAAGUUCCAGGAUGGCUAGGACUGUAAGAUCCUGUCUAAAAAAUAAGAAUUUAAAAAAUUAAAUCUACUCUCUAUCAAGCCUGUCUUUGAUGUUCCUUUCCAGAGCGCUAACUAGCUAAGCUUCCUCAUCCUCACCACGCCUUUAGUUAGCUAUGUCUGAUCAAAGGGCUGGCCUCUCUUGACCACAGCCUUCCCCUCCUCCAUUCCCUAGUUAAGGUUCAGUAAAACCUUAAGUGACAGUCACAAAGCCUCUGACCUUCCUUCUGUGCUCAAGGGCAGACCCUCCAGGCACUGUGACCAAACUGCUAUCAGAGGCACUACAAAGCUGAGCUGAAGUCACUCAAGCGGGAGCCUGUCUCCCCUCCUACAAGCUCUGAGGGCAUACUUUUACCAUAAAGCAAGUUAAUAGUAAUGCUAUAUUACUCCUCCCAACAUCCAGGUAUAACUAGUAAAUAAAUAAGUAAACUCAACAUCUCUCCAGUCUGUGCAGAUCCUGAGAGUUCCCUGGGCAGGUGGGCGGAGCCCUCAGGUUAAGGGGGCGGAGCCUUCAAGUUAAGUGACUGGCCAAUGGCCCUCCCCGGGUGUGACGUACCCUAGUAUUGCCUCCUGCCACUCGCUACUGCUUAUAUCCCAGAGUUGUUUUCCGCGCUUUCAAGGCACCCGUUGUUACCUUCCUGCUGCUUGCUAUGUCUGCGUUCACGAGUUGCCCAAUUCCGGGGUGCCAGGACCGGCUGCCAGACUGCUACAGCACCACGCCGGGCGGUACACUAUAUGCAACUACCCCGGGAGGCACCAGGAUCAUCUACGACCGAAAGUUCCUGCUGGAGUGCAAGAACUCACCCAUUGCCCGGACACCUCCAUGCUGCCUUCCUCAGAUUCCCGGGGUCACAACUCUCCCAACAGUACCACCCUCCAAGCUGGAGUUGCUGAAGGAAGAGAAGCAAACAGAGGGAGAGAUAACCGAUGACGAACAAUUUGAGAUGGACAUGUAAUCCAGUGUGAGAUGACCUGUGUGAAAUUACAAAAGGAACUCUUAUGCCACUAUUGCCACCACCUCUUCUAGGGUAUCCAAGGGCCACCUGGCCUCAUCUAAUCUGGAAAAGAGUGACUUGUUGGUUCUGGGCUCUCUUUAGUUCUGAGGCAGCUAGACCAGGGACAGCAGUGGACAACCUGACAAGCCUUUAGCUUUCUCUAGUCUGUACAUAUUCCUCUCAAACCCUUGCUGUCCCCUCAGGGCUGGCACUGCGGAACAGAGUAUGUCACCUUCUGGCUGCUUAGUAAACAUUUAAAGAAA